This is a messenger RNA of Salarias fasciatus (jewelled blenny), 1992 nucleotides long. RefSeq names its product MAGUK p55 scaffold protein 3a (gene mpp3a). The transcript has 20 exons. The record is from RefSeq and is a predicted model, not a curated record. Lineage: Eukaryota; Metazoa; Chordata; Actinopteri; Blenniiformes; Blenniidae. Bases 144 to 1979 code for a protein of 611 amino acids. Gene Ontology annotation, molecular function: protein binding.
GGAGGAGGAGGAGGAGGAGGAGGAAUCAGAGCGAGAGAAACAGUGUGGCUGCAGUCAGGAGGGACACAAACACAGAAAGAGCGAGCGAGGGGAGGAGAUACCCAGAGUGGAAGGAAGGUUUCCCCUCCUCGCCUCACUGACCCAUGAAAGAAGCCAUGCCGGUGCUCACAGCAGGAGCGGGGCUCCACGAAACUCUGGCCCUGCUGACCUCCCAGCUGCGGCCCGACGCCAACCACAAGGAGGACAUGGUCUUCCUGAAAGACGUCUUCAGCGAGCGGAGUCUGGCAUAUCUCAUGAAGAUUCAUGAAAAACUGAGACAGUAUGAACGACAGAGUCCGACUCCCGUCCUGCACAGUGCCUCUUCUCUGGCUGAGGAUGUGGCCGAGGAGCUGCAGAGCGGGCCGAUGAGCACGGAGGAGAAGGAGCUGCUGCACCUGCUGACGUCUCCUCACCUGAAGGCCGUUCUGUCCGUGCACGACACCGUGGCCCAGAAGAACUUCGACCCCGUGCUGCCGCCGCUGCCCGACGACUUCGAGGACGAGCUGGAGGAGGAGUCGGUGAAGAUCGUCCGCCUGGUGAAGAACAAGGAGCCCCUGGGAGCCACCAUCAGGCGCGACGAACCCACCGGGGCGGUGAUCGUGGCGCGGAUCAUGAGGGGAGGCGCAGCGGAUCGAAGCGGUUUGGUCCACGUUGGAGACGAACUCAGGGAGGUGAACGGAGUCUCUGUGAUCCACAAGAGGCCUGAUGAGAUCAGCCAGCUGCUGUCCCAGUCCCAAGGCUCAAUAACCCUGAAGAUCAUCCCUGCCAUCAAAGAGGAGGACCGCCUGAAAGAGAGCAAGGUGUACAUGAGGGCCUUGUUCGACUACAUCCCGCUGGAGGACAAGGCCACGCCCUGUCAGGAGGCGGGACUUCCUUUCAAACGGGGCGACAUCCUGCAGGUGGUGACGCAGGACGACCCCACGUGGUGGCAGGCCAAGCGAGUGGGAGACAGCAACCUGCGGGCGGGACUCAUCCCCUCCAAACAGUUCCAGGAGAGGCGACUGGCCUACAGGAUGAAAAUGGGCACGCUCCCGAACCCAAAAUCGCCCAAAAAGCCUGAAUACGACCAAGGAUGUGAUAAAGAGGACUGUGACUGUGAGGGCUAUUUCAAUGGACAGUACAUAGUCUCUCCUAAGUGUAAAGCGGUGGCGCCCUCCUGUGGCCAGGUGUUUUCCUGGGAAUUUUAUUCAGCCGGUCUGCGGAGGAGUUUCCGGCUGAGUCGUAAAGACCGACAGGGGUCUUCAGGAGAGUGCUCUGAUCCGGGGGACCCCGACUUCCUCACCUACGAGGAGGUGACCCGGUAUCAGCAGAGGUCAAGCGAGAGGCCGCGGCUGGUGGUCCUGAUCGGUUCUCUCGGGGCACGGAUCAAUGAACUCAAGCAGCGUGUGAUUGCUGAAAACCCACAUCGAUACGCCGUAGCCGUACCACACACGACCAGGCCGAAGAAGCCUCACGAGAAGGACGGAGUGGAGUACCACUUCGUCACCAAGCAGCAGUUCGACACAGACGCUUUGAAUAACAAGUUCAUCGAGCACGGCGAGUACAAGGAGAACCAAUAUGGCACCAGUAUAGAGGCCAUCCGCUCCGUGCAGGCCAAGAACAAGAUGUGUAUCGUGGACGUGCAGCCGGAGGCCCUCAAGAGGCUGCGGACGGCCGAGUUCAAGCCGUACGUCGUGUUCGUCAAACCCCGGGUUCCAGAGAGCCGGCGCCGCCGCAGCGCGGCCACCUCGCCAGGAGGGGGCGAGCACGGCCGCAUCACGGACGAAGACCUCCAGGAGAUGCGGCAGUCUGCCAUUCAGAUCGAUCAGCAGUACGGACACUUAGUGGACCGGGUCCUCAUCAAGGAGGACUCGGCCAGCGCCUGCACCGAGCUGCGGGGGAUUCUGGAGCGGCUGGAACGCGAGUCCUUCUGGGUGCCUCUCAGCUGGGUGCGGACCUAAACAUAUCGGCUCC